This is a messenger RNA of Caenorhabditis auriculariae, 2390 nucleotides long. Lineage: Eukaryota; Metazoa; Nematoda; Chromadorea; Rhabditida; Rhabditidae. The record is from the annotation of a GenBank genome assembly.
AUGCUGGUUGAAAUGGUGAUCUUCAACCAGGAAGAGGCCAACUUGAACACCUUCAACCCGCAGAUGGCCCCCAACCCUUUGCUCCGCUAUGACGUGGUUAGUGUGAAGAAUUAUAUUCCGAAGAUUUUCAAAAGUACGGCUCACAGUUUGGAAAGAAAAUGAUAGUAUUAUUCAGCUUGUCAUAGUUCACAUUUAGAAUAAAAUGUAAUACGAUUUGAAGAAACAAAUUUAAUCCAAUCAAUUAUCAAAUGAAAACCAGCAGAAACGCAAAAUUUUUGUUUCAGUGAUGCUGGUUGAAAUGGUGAUCUUCAACCAGGAAGAGGCCAACUUGAACACCUUCAACCCGCAGAUGGCCCCCAACCCUUUGCUCCGCUAUGACGUGGUCAGUGUGAAGAAUUCUAUUCCGAAGAUUUUCAGAAGUACGGCUUACAUUUUGGAAAGAAACUGAUAGUAUUUUCAGCUUGUCAUAGUUCACAUUUAGAAUAAAAUGUAAUACGAUUUGAAGAAACAAAUUUAAUCCAAUCAAUUAUCAAAUGAAAACCAGCAGAAACGCAAAAUUUUUGUUUCAGUGAUGCUGGUUGAAAUGGUGAUCUUCAACCAGGAAGAGGCCAACUUGAACACCUUCAACCCGCAGAUGGCCCCCAACCCUUUGCUCCGCUAUGACGUGGUUAGUGUGAAGAAUUCUAUUCCGAAGAUUUUCAAAAGUACGGCUUACAUUUUGGAAAGAAACUGAUAGUAUUUUCAGCUUGUCAUAGUUCACAUUUAGAAUAAAAUGUAAUACGAUUUGAAGAAACAAAUUCAAUUCAAUCAAUUAUCAAAUGAAAACCAGCAGAAACGCAAAAUUUUUGUUUCAGGGAUGCUGGUUGAAAUGGUGAUCUUCAACCAGGAAGAGGCCAACUUGAACACCUUCAACCCGCAGAUGGCCCCCAACCCUUUGCUCCGCCAUGAGGAGGUCAGUGUGAAGAAUUCUAUUCCGAAGAUUUUUGAAAAGUACGGCUUGCAUUUUGGAAAGAAACUGAUAGUAUUUUCAGCUUGUCAUAGUUCACAUUUAGAAUAAAAUGUAAUACGAUUUGAAGAAACAAAUUCAAUCCAACCAAUUAUCAAAUGAAAACUAGUAGAAACUAAAAUCUUUUGUUUCAGUCAUGCUGGUUGUAUUGGUGAUCUUCAACCAGGGAGAAGCCAACUUGAACACCUUCAACCCGCAGAUGGCCCCCAACCCUUUGCUCCGCUAUGACGUGGUUAGUGUGAAGAAUUAUAUUCCGAAGAUUUUUAAAAAGUACGGCUUACAUUUUUGGAAAGAAAACUGAUAGUAUUUUUCAGCUUGUCAUAGUUCACAUUUAGAAUAAAAUGUAAUACGAUUUGAAGAAACAAAUUCAAUUUAAUCAAUUAUCAAAUGAAAACCAGCAGAAACGCAAAAUUUUUGUUUCAGGGAUGCUGGUUGAAAUGGUGAUGGCUCACCAGGACAGGGCCAACAUGAACAGCUUCAACGCGCAGAUGGCCCCCAACCCUUUGCUCCGCUAUGACGUGGUUAGUGUGAAGAAUUAUAUUCCGAAGAUUUUGAGAAGUACGGCUUGCAUUUUGGAAAGAAACUGAUAGUAUUUUCAGCUUGUCAUAGUUCACAUUUAGAAUAAAAUGUAAUACGAUUUGAAGAAACAAAUUCAAUCCAAUCAAUUAUCAAAUGAAAACCAGCAGAAACUCAAACUUUUUGUUUCAGUGAUGCUGGUUGUAAUGGUGAUCUUCAACCAGGGAGAGGGCCAACUUGAACAGCUUCAACGCGCAGAUGGCCCCCAACCCUUUGCUCCGCUAUGACGUGGUUAGUGUGAAGAAUUAUAUUCCGAAGAUUUUUAAAAAGUACGGCUUACAUUUUGGAAAGAAAACUGAUAGUAUUUUUCAGCUUGUCAUAGUUCACAUUUAGAAUAAAAUGUAAUACGAUUUGAAGAAACAAAUUUAAUCCAAUCAAAUUAUCAAAUGAAAAACCAGUAGAAACUAAAAAUCUUUUUGUUUCAGUCAUGCUGGUUGUAAAUGGUGAUCUUCAACCAGGAAGAGGGCCAACUUGAACACCUUCAACGCGCAGAUGGCCCCCAACCCUUUGCUCCGCUAUGACGUGGUUAGUGUGAAGAAUUAUAUUCCGAAGAUUUUCAAAAGUACGGCUUACAUUUUGGAAAGAAAACUGAUAGUAUUUUCAGCUUGUCAUAGUUCACAUUUAGAAUAAAAUGUAAUACGAUUUGAAGAAACAAAUUUAAUCCAAUCAGUUAUCAAAUGAAAACCAGCAGAAACUCAAACUUUUUGUUUCAGGGAUGCUGGUUGAAAUGGUGAUGGCUCACCAGGACAGGGCCAACAUGAACAGCUUCAACGCGCCGAUGGCCCCCCAACCCUUUGCUCCGCUAUGA